Nanorana parkeri is the source of this 2113-nucleotide messenger RNA. RefSeq names its product RELA proto-oncogene, NF-kB subunit (gene RELA). Gene Ontology annotation, molecular function: DNA-binding transcription factor activity, RNA polymerase II-specific; RNA polymerase II cis-regulatory region sequence-specific DNA binding. Gene Ontology annotation, cellular component: cytoplasm. Lineage: Eukaryota; Metazoa; Chordata; Amphibia; Anura; Dicroglossidae. The transcript is spliced from 12 exons. Bases 1 to 1806 code for a protein of 601 amino acids. Gene Ontology annotation, biological process: inflammatory response; canonical NF-kappaB signal transduction; response to cytokine. The record is from RefSeq and is a predicted model, not a curated record.
AUGUCUAUUAUCUCCCUUCGGCGUCUCUAUGUUUUGAGCAAUUAUUUGUAUUAUGAUCUCUUGCAGGAGGUGACACUGAAGAAAGAUGUGACUUUGAUAAAGCAUCCAAAGGUUUUUGUGGAUAUUCGGAAAAGGCCAGGACAGAACCAGCAUGGCUCGCUGAGGAACAUAAGAAAUAGUUUGCUAAGUUAUUAUAUACUAUAUAAUUUGUCAAAAGACUGGAUUAUAUCAAAUUCAAGUGUGUCGUCUUCUGCACCAUAUGUGGAGAUCAUUGAACAGCCAAAACAGCGAGGUAUGCGGUUCCGCUAUAAGUGCGAGGGGCGUUCUGCAGGAAGCAUUCCGGGAGAGCGAAGUACGGAUACUACAAAAACUCAUCCCACCAUAAAGGUAAACAAUUACCAAGGACCAGCCCGUAUAAGGAUAUCUUUGGUAACCAAGGAUGCCCCCCAUAAACCACACCCUCAUGAACUGGUUGGAAAAGAUUGCAAAGAUGGCUAUUAUGAGGCUGACUUAUCACCAGAUCGCAAUAUUCACAGUUUCCAGAAUUUGGGCAUUCAGUGUGUCAAAAAAAGAGAAGUUGAGGAUGCUAUUGCCCAGCGAAUACGGACAAAUAACAAUCCCUUCAAUGUACCUGUAGAAGAUCUCAAGUCUGACUUUGACCUGAAUACAGUGUGCCUUUGCUUCCAAAUUUGCAUACGUGACCCAACUAGAGGCCUUCUCCCUUUUCCAUUAGUUGUGUCUCAUCCUAUAUAUGACAACCGUGCUCCUAACACUGCUGAGCUGAAGAUUUGCCGAGUUAACAAGAAUUCUGGUACCUGUUUAGGAGGAGAUGAAAUUUUCUUACUUUGUGAUAAAGUGCAAAAAGAAGAUAUCGAAGUGGUGUUUGCAUUGGGUAACUGGGAAGCACGGGGGUCAUUUUCCCAAGCUGAUGUGCACAGACAAGUGGCUAUAGUUUUUAGAACACCUCAAUAUCAUGAUCCAGGAAUACGUCAGCCUGUAAAGGUCCAAAUGCAGUUGAGGAGGCCAUCUGAUAAGGAGGUUAGCGAACCUAUGGAAUUUCAGUAUCUACCAGAUGAAGGAGAUUUUCAUCACAUUGAGGAGAAAAGAAAAAGAACAUUAGAAAGUUUUAAGCACAUUGUGAAAAAUAAUCCGUUUGCAGGAAAUGAAACCAAGAACCAGCGCAGGAUUGCUAUACCAACACGCAGCAUUCCAAAACAAGAACCUGCACCAUCACCCAUCCGUCCAAGCACUCAGAUGUCAAGUCUUUCUUCAGUGUCUCCGUAUUUGCUAAAGCAUGAUGAACAUUCGGUGUCCACACUUCUCUCCACUGUGAAUAUCAGUGACUUUACCAGUAUUGGAUUUUCUCCUAUGCCUCCGGUGCAACAGCCUCCACCACAACCAACUGAAGAGCGUAUAGAUUUGGACUAUCCUUCUUUUACAGAUGAUGGAAACCUUGAUUUAGGAAAUAUGCUGCAUAAUGAUCCUGACGGCCACUGUGCCAGUUUAAGUUCUAUUGACAAUAGUGACUUUGGCCAACUUCUCAGUCAAUCCCAGUCUUCAGGUUCUUUUUCACAGGCCCUCCACGAAUCUAUGCCUAGUCAGAAUACCCUCAUGGCUUAUCCGGAAUCAAUUGCUCGGCUCAUGGCUUCUGGGUCUAACGAGGAGACUUGUGGAGAGGAAAACUCUGAAAGACUUGACAGCACCUUAAUGAAUGGGAUUUUUGACCUGCAGCAAGGAGACUGCUUACGCUCCAUUAUGGAUCUUGACUUUACAUCUUUCAUGACUAAAGAUGACUACAUGAAAUGAAUGAUUGGUGAAGAUGUAUUCAGAGCUUCGAUGCAGCAAAGCUCUAUGCCUUCACUAGUGGGUUAGGAAAUUCUUCAGGACACAGUUGGCCUUUAACUCCUUCAGGGUGCUUUUGCUAUUUAGGUGAUAUUGGGCCUACAAUGUUGAGGACUGUGCUGGCCCCAUCGGAUACCAUUCUGAUUCACUCUUACCAGAGUUAGAAGUAGCCAUGCUGCAUCUUUAAUAGCCUGAAAUAGUCUUGCUACGGGCUACUGUUGUAUGAAAUUAAUCGUAUUGCUGUGUAUUUUAAUGUAGUCAUCUAUUACAU